AUGGGCGACGGCACCGGCGGGUGCUGGCGUCGGUGGCGGCGGCGAGGUUGGUGGGAGGACGGCAGCGGUGAGGGGAACCUGGGAGUUGCAGGAUCCGGCGACUGGGCGCCCGGCGCCACGUCAUGCCUUGAACCUUCCCACUCACAUUCCGCCCGUACUGCGCGACCUCCUCCUCGCUACUCACCCGCGGCGGACCCAAACGCGCUCAAUUCGCCAUGCGCCGCGCUCGCGCUCGCGCAGCUCCUCACAGACAACGAGGCCGCGAAGACGCGCGUCUUCUGGGAGGUCAAGAACGUCGCAACGGAGAGGUUCAUCGACGUGUACGACGAGGCGGACAUGCCCGCGGAGAAGCUCGAUGACAAGGCGCGUGAGCACAUGAGUGACGCGAGCGAGGCGUGGGCGCGCGUGCGCGAUGUGCUCGCGCAGCUCAACCAGGAGAUCAUUGUCCCGUACACUCUCGGCGGGACGCUCGCCGACGAUGGCACGGUAGCGAUCGGGAAGCUUCAGGCGCACGUCGGCGAGCCUGGCGGCGGGCGGGGGUGGCGGCGCGCUGGCCUGACCGUGCCGGACCCCGAGUCACGCGAACGCCAGAACAGGUUGGCGGCGUUCUGGGAUGCGGUGAGGGAGAGGCUUAAAGAAAUGUAUCCUUCGGGCACACGGCUCAUUGUCGGGGACCUUGCCGUCUUCAUGAGUAGUAUCGCAGCCAUCAAGGUCGGUGGUCAUGCUGACACUGAGGUCGGCGAGAAGAAGGACAACACUAGACAGAUGGGCGUGGCUGGACGGGUGGGGCGUGCGGAUGCGGUGUUCGCGAGGGUCAUGGCUGGAAGAUACUACGCAGAAUGUAGAUACCUGAUACUGUAG
Rhodofomes roseus is the source of this 861-nucleotide messenger RNA. RefSeq lists its product as uncharacterized. The record is from RefSeq and is a predicted model, not a curated record. The transcript has 7 exons. NCBI's taxonomy places the organism in Eukaryota, Fungi, Basidiomycota, Agaricomycetes, Polyporales, Fomitopsidaceae. The coding region runs from base 1 to 861 and encodes 286 amino acids.